AGCGACGGCUAGUGUGUCAGUCGGUUGGCGAGUCGCGGCGCUGCUUCUCUGCGUAUAUGACUUUGCGGUGGCGGCGGCCCGCGAUAGAGAUAGAGCGAUAGCGCGAGUGAAUUCGCCGUGGUAAGACGAGGGUAGAAGUGGUGCGGUGCUGGUGGUGGUGACGACGACAACGGCGGCGGCGCUCCAUCCUCAUUGUCGGCGGUCAAGCCUGCUGCUGUGAAUGCGCUGCUGUGGUCCAUGUGCUCUGACUGCUGACUAAAAUGCUCAUCAAGGAAUUCCGUGUCACUCUACCGCUAACAGUGGAAGAGUAUCAGGUAGCUCAACUGUACUCUGUAGCGGAAGCUAGUAAAAAUAACACAGGUGGUGGAGAGGGCAUUGAGGUUUUGAAAAAUGAACCCUUCACGAAUUACCCUCUACUUGGUGGAAAAUAUUCGUCAGGCCAAUAUACAUACAAGAUUUACCACUUAGCUAGUAAAGUGCCUGCUUUCAUUCGCAUUUUACUGCCAAAGAACUCACUGGAGAUACAUGAGGAGGCUUGGAACGCUUAUCCCUAUUGUAAAACAGUUAUUACUAACCCAGGUUAUAUGAAGGAUAACUUUGUGAUCAUGAUAGAGUCAUUUCAUAUUGGUGAUGUCGGCAAUCAACAUAAUGUUCACGAGUUGCCGCCCGAUAAGCUCAAGAUCAGGGAGAUCGUGCACAUAGAUAUUGCGAACGAUCCGAUUGCCAAUGCCGAUUACAAAGAAGACGAGGAUCCGACUAAAUUUAAGUCUCAGAAGACUGGCCGAGGUCCUCUCGUCGGGAAGGAUUGGAAGAAUAAUGUUCAGCCUGUCAUGACGUGCUAUAAGUUAGUCACUUGCGAAUUCAGAUGGUUUGGUCUGCAGACUCGUGUCGAAGGGUUCAUUCAGAAGGCGGAGAGGCGUCUGUUCACUAAUUUCCAUAGACAAGUUUUCUGCUGGAUAGAUCGCUGGCAUGGUCUAACUAUGGAGGAUAUUAGAGCAAUCGAAGAUAAUACGAAAGAAGAACUGGACAGGCAAAGACAUCAAGGAGAAGUGCGGGGUAUGAGCGCUGAUGAUUGAGGCUUUGAUAGCUUCUAUUACGAACGGUUAAAUCAAUUUCCUUAUACAUGUCAACACAAAUACAUACGCAUACCUACAGAUAUA
Dinoponera quadriceps is the source of this 1160-nucleotide messenger RNA. RefSeq names its product phosphatidylinositol transfer protein beta isoform (gene vib). The transcript is spliced from 6 exons. Gene Ontology annotation, molecular function: phosphatidylcholine intramembrane carrier activity; phosphatidylinositol binding; phosphatidylinositol transfer activity. NCBI's taxonomy places the organism in Eukaryota, Metazoa, Arthropoda, Insecta, Hymenoptera, Formicidae. Gene Ontology annotation, cellular component: cytoplasm. The record is from RefSeq and is a predicted model, not a curated record. Bases 261 to 1076 code for a protein of 271 amino acids. Gene Ontology annotation, biological process: phospholipid transport.